GUUUUUAAUGCUGACAGCGACAGGCAGGUUCAGGGGGCCAAGGACUAACUUCAAUUAACAAGCAUCGUUUCCCACGAUAAUGAUGUUCGCAAUUUUGUUGAACAAAGAUUUUAAUAGGCCCUUUAGGUGCUGAAAAAAAAAUAAAAAAAAAUUACAGGAGAAAUAUUGCGCCAAAUUAACCACUUUCCUGGGUUAUGUAAAGCCUAGACAGUGUAGACGGACGGUAUAAAGGUCGGCUGUGCCCCCAGCUGCCCAAGAGUUGCUCGCGAACUUCACAACAGCAACCAUCAGCGGUCUGAUCUUUAUAUGGGACAUUGCUGUCUUCUUCUUACGAAUUUGUUCUUACGUUCACUGCUGUGGUGACUGUUGGACUUUCUCGGAGAUUUUCUGAAAAAAAAAAAACAGUGUUAAAAUGCGGAUUCUGCUUAUUGCAGGACUUUUGAGUGUAACAAGUGCGCAGUAUUUUCGCGAGCCAGAAAAAGUAAUAAGCGACUCACGAAAUGUCGGCGAUCGUCUUGGAAAAUACUCCGUGGCUUACGAAACAGACGGUGGAAUUUUGCAAAAAGAGUUCGGCUCGCGCAAAUACGAGGGAACCCCCGAUGAGGCACAGCUGAUUCAAGGCUCCGUUCAGUAUAUCUCUCCAGAGGGCGAGUCUGUUUCUCUUAGUUGGACCGCGGACGAAUUUGGAAGCCAAAUUGUUGGGUCUCACAUCCCGACGCCGCCGCCGAUCCCGCCGGAAAUCCAGAGGGCACUGGAGUGGCUGAAGAAACAACCGUCUACCACCGAGGAGAAUUACGAUGAGGUUACUCAGGCUCCUAAAGAAGAAAAAAAUGAUAUUGUUAAAGAUCCGAAAUUUAGAAAUCAAAUCAGACGCAAUUGAUAUUUUUUUUUAUGCAAUUAGUAUUAAGGUUUUUUAAAUGAAAUUUGUAUGAUAAAAUUUAUUUUAUAUUUGAUUAAAAAUUAUUGUGACUGCUGUUAGUUCGUUAAGUUGUAUUUGUAUUUAUAGAUUAUUUUUAGGAUUAUUAUAUUCACUCUCACUUUCACUGGACGCUGAUAAACUUGUACCAGACGCUCGGAAUCUUCACAACUCGGUCAACUUAAUCUUUUAUUUAUUAUUUGUAAUUGUAUUAUUUUUAUAAUUUUUAUUUACAAAUUAAUCUAAUAAAAUUUUACCGUCUAAAGAAUGAUUA
Cotesia glomerata is the source of this 1190-nucleotide messenger RNA. It is a transcript of the gene CPR17, whose product is annotated as pupal cuticle protein Edg-78E-like. Gene Ontology annotation, molecular function: structural constituent of chitin-based larval cuticle. The transcript is spliced from 3 exons. The record is from RefSeq and is a predicted model, not a curated record. Gene Ontology annotation, cellular component: chitin-based extracellular matrix. Bases 413 to 880 code for a protein of 155 amino acids. NCBI's taxonomy places the organism in Eukaryota, Metazoa, Arthropoda, Insecta, Hymenoptera, Braconidae.